Molecule: messenger RNA, 1485 nt
Organism: Malaya genurostris
Lineage: Eukaryota; Metazoa; Arthropoda; Insecta; Diptera; Culicidae
Exons: 4
Coding region: 50-1273 (407 amino acids)
Source: RefSeq, a predicted model, not a curated record
CCAAGUAGGCCUGAUGUCGCUUGUCAAACGGUAGUAGCAGUUUUGAAUCAUGCUUCGCAAAAAAACAGUGCCAUCUCAAAUCGGAUCAUGGAAUACAAAAAAGCCCAUGCAUCAAGUACCAGAGGGCCGCCAACAGCUUUCUCGACCAAUUUCAACAGUUUCAGCACGUCAGGUGAAAACGUUGCAAUGUUCAGGUCGACCAAAAAGUAGUGAUAACAGCAUCAGUAGGCAGCCCACUCCCACGACACAGCGCCGCCCUUGGUCCUCCAGUGUAUUGCUGGAGAAAAUGUCUACUACUACAAUCGAACCGAUUCAUGAGCUUGGACACAUACCAGCUUAUUUGAGAAAAAAAAGGUCCUUUAUUUCAAACUGCGAACCGAUGAGGGAAGUUGAUUGUUUUCCGAAAAUUGAAGAUGAAAAUCCACCCUCCUUGGUACCAAGUGAACUCCUCGACAGGCAGAAAACCUUUGUGCGGAGGGAAACAAUUUUAAGUGACACAUUUUCAGCAGAAGAAAGAAAUGCCGAAGAAACUUUCGGCCAUGUCAGUACCAGUCAGAAAGAAUCGACAAUUAACGAACCAAAUUCUCACAACGAAAUGCAAGUAUUGCUUAUCCCAAUAGCGGAUAACUCAUUACCCAAACAAUGUUCUUGCGAUCACGCUGCACUAAAACUGCGGGAUCAGCGGAUCGAAGAACUGGAGACCUUUAUGGUUGAUAUUCGAGGCGAACUGGUCAGGCUGUACACCGAGAGAGAUCAACGCGAACACGAGAUUCAAAGGCUCAAUAAAAAGCUAGAAGCGUUGAAAGAGAAUGAAAAAUUGAUCGAAGAAAUUUCUCAAUUGACUUCAAAGGUGAACAAAUUGCAGAAUGAAAACGAGAAUUUUCGAAGACAUCGAUGCCAAUUUGAAAACGAUUGUAACGAGAUUGGAGAUCGGCUGACCACCCAGGAAGCCCCACUUGAUAGCCGUUUGCAAGAUAGUGGAAGACAACAAUCCGCUGUAGAGCGACUAGAAGGUAAAUUGAACAAAUAUCGGAUAUCACGUGCAAAGUUGAGAUCGAUGCUUGGUCUGAUGAUAGUGGAAAAUCAUCGAAUGAAAUUUAUUAUUGAAAAACACCAUAACGAGAUUGAGGCCAAUCGCGAUGGAGGUGAAGAACAAUUGAUUCCCGGUGAGUUCGAAGGAAUCGGCAUCAAUAGAGUUGUUCUGCACAAACAGCUCAGAAAUCACAAGAGGCUCCAGCAAAGAUCCAUUGCAGUUAGAAAAUAUGAAACAUAAUGACGAAUAUCAACUAUGUAAAAUUGAAGAGUAUAAUCCACGGAAAAUCCACCCGCAAUAGUCAGUUUGCUCUUGCAGAAUACUGAUUAUUAAUAUUUUAGAUGUGACAAUGACCACAUUGACAACUGGGAUAGAAUUCUUAAAAUCGCCUACAAAAAAAACACUAUUCUAUUGUUUAGUUCAAAAAUUGAUAAUUUGAUCUACGGGAUUAU